AUUCUUGGGUUGAUUUUCUUGAGAUGCUGUGCUCGGAUCUCUCCUUUCGUUAAUGCGAUUAUUGCCAAGAUUCAAAGUCUGUACAAGAAGAGAACGCGCGCGCGAGAGAGAGAGACUUUUCUCGGCAGACUCGCAAGGAGUAUGAGCAAGAGACUCACGUACUUUAGUCUCAUUUUGAGUGAGAUACUGAAAGAGAGUGACUUCUUUCUCAAUGUGUGCUAGAUAGAAUUUUUCCUGAGGACUUGUGGUGAAUUAUCAGCUGUGUAGAGUGUGAAAAGGACUCACUGAGGAAGAUUAGAAUUGUACAGUGGAGAAGGAGUGCGUCUGAGUGGGGGAAAUGUGGAGGAAAAUUGGAUGAAUUUCUGAGAGAGUGCAUGAAAGUGAGGAAAAAUGGUGUUGUUUAUAGAAGGAGGGAAAUUCUAGAAGUGAUUUUCACCCAUCGACGCUCUACUGGAGGAGAAUAAAAGUCUCGUCUGGGCGAAAGCAAACUGAUAAAAUGUUCAAUCGUGUGUGCCUCAGUGAGUGCUAAGGAGGAUAAAAUGUAGGGAAGAAAAAAAAGAAGAACAGGCAAAGGAGAAAAUGAUAUAACGCGCAGAAAUCAUAAAGAAUUUCUUACCUUCUUCGCACAAUCCGGUCUGCAAAUGCGGAAAAGUUGUGGGCAACUUUAUUGAAUUUAAACACUCAUGAUGUGUGCUGCAAUUGCAUCAAAGUUGAGAUUUAUUUUCUUUUAUCUUCACCGUGCAUAAGCUUUCAUUGCAAAAGAGCAAAGAAAGAGCGAUAUAGAGAGACACACAAGUAUUUAAUUGUACUGUUGCUGUAUAUAUAUAUAUAUAUGUUGUGAAUUGUGCGGGCAAUAAUAAUUGUGUGUAGGAAAAUUGAGGAACAAGUUGUGACGAGAGAGUUGAACCUGAAUAAAAAAAAGUCACACAUAAUUAGAAUUGAGAGACUCUGCGUGCGUUAUAUGAAAUCAUCGAAAAUGGCCAAUCGAAGUGAGAAUUGCAAUUACUACAGCGAAGAUUUGAAUUUUGGCUCGAAUCGCUUCCUGUUCAAUUCCCAAUUUGCGCUACCAUCACAAUUUCGAGGAGAGAGACAUCAAUUGUACUUGACAGCGACAAUGGAGACGGAUGAUGUUGAGUCGUCCAGCAGCAGUACAAUGUCGAGUCUCAAUAGUCUGUUCUCGUUCACGAGUCCGGCGGUGAAGAAGCUGCUGGGCUGGAAGCAGGGCGACGAAGAGGAGAAGUGGGCCGAGAAGGCGGUUGAUAGUUUAGUGAAGAAGCUGAAGAAGCGCAAGGGUGCCAUUGAGGAGCUCGAGAGGGCGCUAUCAUGUCCUGGACAGCCAUCAAAGUGUGUCACAAUUCCACGAUCACUGGACGGACGAUUGCAGGUGUCGCAUCGCAAAGGAUUGCCGCAUGUUAUCUAUUGUCGCGUGUGGCGAUGGCCGGAUCUGCAGAGUCAUCACGAGCUGAAGCCACUGGAGACGUGUCAAUAUCCGUUCAGUGCGAAGCAGAAGGAGGUGUGCAUCAAUCCGUAUCACUACAAGAGGGUCGAGAGUCCUGUGUUGCCACCGGUUCUUGUGCCGCGACACUCGGAAUUUGCGCCGGGACACUCGAUGUUGCCAUUUCAGUCGAUGGCAGAGCCCACGAUGCCCCACAAUGUGAGCUACUCCAGCACUGGCUUCACGUCUCACAUCAGUCCCAACAGUCCGCUGUCGUCGGUGUCGAGUCCGGGUUCGGUCAAUUCAAAUCCCACCAGUCCGUACGGUUCGCUGCCCGAGACGCCGCCGCCUGCGUACAGCCCACCUGAAGAUGCCAACAGCAACAACCCGACGGACUCGUCGAUGGACAUCCAGAUGGGCGAGGUGGCGCCGGUGCGCUAUCAGGAGCCGCCGUUCUGGGCGAGUAUUGCCUACUAUGAGCUCAAUUGCCGGGUCGGUGAGGUGUUCCACUGCCUGGCGCCCACCAAUCAGACAUCCCACUCAGUCAUAGUUGAUGGAUUCACCAAUCCAGCCAACAACAGCCAGCGCUUCUGCCUGGGACAGCUCAGCAAUGUGAAUCGCAAUAGUACAAUUGAGAACACACGACGUCACAUUGGCAAGGGGGUGCAUCUGUGCUAUGUGGGCGGCGAGGUGUAUGCCGAGUGUCUGUCGGACACGGCGAUAUUUGUACAAAGUCGCAAUUGCAACCACCAUCAUGGCUUUCACCCAAGCACCGUGUGCAAAAUCCCACCCGGAUGCUCGCUCAAGAUCUUCAACAAUCAAGAAUUCGCUCAGCUCCUCUCGCAGUCUGUCAAUCAUGGCUUCGAGGCGGUGUACGAACUCACGAAGAUGUGCACAAUCCGGAUGAGCUUCGUGAAGGGCUGGGGUGCUGAGUAUCAUCGUCAGGAUGUCACAUCGACGCCCUGCUGGAUUGAGAUUCACCUCCACGGGCCACUGCAGUGGCUGGACAAGGUUCUCACGCAGAUGGGCUCACCUCACAAUGCCAUAAGUUCGGUUUCUUAAGCGACUGGAGAAGAGUGAGAGAGAGAGAGAGAGAGAGAGAGAGAGUGAGAAGAAGAGAGAGCCCAGAGUGAGAAUAAUGAAAGAAACCCCUUAUCAUUUUUACUGUAUACAUUUCUCUAAUAUUAGACAGUAAAUCGCGCCUCCUUAUUUUUUUUUCUCUUCUCAGAAAGAAGAGAGGAUUCGUUUGAAAAGAAAUCUAAUGAAUGAUUUCUUUUACUGUUCUUCGAUGGCCUUUUUAUUUGAUGAUUAUUUUUUUGCGUUAUACUUGAUGGAAAUUUUAUGAUUAUUUUCUUUUAUUAUUCAAUCUUUUUUAGCUAUUAAGAAGUUACUAUAAUUUGUAAUGUGAAGAUUAUGCAACAACAACAACAAAAAAACGUGAAAUUACUUGAGUUAAGUUUAUUGCUAAAUUUACAAACAACAAAACAAUCUUUUUUUUUUAGUUGAUAACUCUUAACUUUGGAGAUAUUUAAAUGUAAUAUUAGAAAGCAGCUACAAAGGUAGAAAAAAAAGAAAUGUUUGGGAGAAAAAAAAGAAAAAUUUCAGAAAGAGAGAAAAUUGAACAAUUCUUGAAAAGUGUCAGAGGUUUUAUGUAAAUCUAUGAGAAUCGGUUUUAAAUCGCAUUCGGAGACUCUCUGGUGAAAGUGUUGGAAGUUUUCGUUUUUGCUCAUGAAUUGUGUUCUUCCUUCUGGUGGAAAACGGUUCAAUUGACUUCUGAUGCUGGAUUUCUUAAGCAGAAAGUCUCCAUUUGUGAUCAUGAGAGGUAUAAUUUUCUCAUUUAUUAAUGUUCUAAUUGAUAACAAUCCCUAAGGAAACGUUUUAACUAUAAACUAAUUGUAAUGAAAGUAGUAAUCUUGUUUAAUAAUGAAUUAAUCCAUUAUAGUGGAAUAAUAUGAUUGAAAAGAAAAUAUACUCUCGCCCCCCUUCAUCUUCCCUCACCUACUCUUUGGUAUUUAAGUUUAAUGAAAGCAAAAAUAAUGUAACAUUAAAGAAUAUUUGCUGCAUUUGUGAAAGAAUAAUAACUGGCUUCAUUGUGAGUUGAUAGUGCGCGAGCUUCGAUGCUUAAAAUCAUUUUGAUUGUGGCAUAAUUUUUGCUUAAUCGUGCAAUUUUUCUCCCCCUUUUUAAAAGAAUCUUUAAACAAAAGAAGAAGAAGUUUAAGAAAGUGAGAGUAAUUUGUUAGUGAUUUGAUGGUAGUGAGUGUGAUUUUAUUGGCCUCACAAUCAAUUUGGUGUGUCUUAUAUUAUAAAAAAGAAUUGAAAACAGAAUUAAAUAAAAAGAAAUUUACUCAAGAAGGCCUUUGACAAGUGACCGAUUAAAAAAAUAUUAUGUAAAAUUGAAGAAAAACUUUUACUAUAGAAAAGUUUUACAGGAUUUCAAAAAAUUCCGCUGCCUGGAUUUUAGAUAUUCCAGUGCCUUUGAAAAGAAGUUUCUUUGAAAAGAAAGUUUGUGCCGUUCAAAAAAAAAGAAGUAUUAUUAUGAAAUUGAAUUGAAUUGAAAAAAAUAUUUACAACAAUUUUGAGGAGAAAUGCCAUUUGAUGAGAAUAAAUUGUAGAAUGAAGAAGAAUUGUUUAAGGACGUAGUGAAGCUUUUUGCGUAAGAAUAUAAGAAGAAAACAAUGUUUGAAA
Messenger RNA from Phlebotomus argentipes, 4120 nucleotides. It is a transcript of the gene Mad, whose product is annotated as protein mothers against dpp. Gene Ontology annotation, cellular component: heteromeric SMAD protein complex. Bases 962 to 2497 code for a protein of 511 amino acids. The transcript has 3 exons. Gene Ontology annotation, molecular function: DNA-binding transcription factor activity, RNA polymerase II-specific; I-SMAD binding; RNA polymerase II cis-regulatory region sequence-specific DNA binding. NCBI's taxonomy places the organism in Eukaryota, Metazoa, Arthropoda, Insecta, Diptera, Psychodidae. Gene Ontology annotation, biological process: SMAD protein signal transduction; regulation of transcription by RNA polymerase II; transforming growth factor beta receptor signaling pathway. The record is from RefSeq and is a predicted model, not a curated record.